AUGUGGUAUUUUCCUCUCAAACCAAGGUUGCAAAGAUUGUUCAUGUCUGCGAAGACGGCUUCCCAUAUGAGAUGGCACGCAGACGGCCGUACGAAUGAUGGGUAUAUGAGACAUCUUGCUGAUUCUCCAGCAUGGAGCACUUUUGAUAGCUUGCAUCCUGAUUUUGCUAAGGAUUGUCGCAAUGUUCGAUUGGGAUUAGCAUCUGAUGGAAUUAAUCCAUUCAAAAAUAUGAGUGUGUCACACAUCACAUGGCCUGUUAUACUCAUUCCUUAUAACCUUCCUCCAUGGAUGUGCAUGAAAGAGCCCUACUUUAUGUUAUCUCUAUUGAUUCCUGGUCCAUCAGCACCUGGGAACGAUAUUGAUAUUUAUUUGCAACCUCUAAUUGCUGAGCUAAAGGAUUUGUGGGAACUAGGAGUUGAAACGUAUGACGCAUCAAAAAAGCAAAAUUUUCAAUUACGUGCUUCACUACUAUGGACAAUUGGUGAUUUUCUAGGAUAUGGAUAUUUGUCGGGAUGGACUACCCAAGGGGAAUUUGCAUGCCCAGUUUGUAAUAGACAAACUCAUUCAAUUAGAUUGAAAAAUGGUGGAAAGCAUUUCUAUAUGGGUCAUCGAAAGUUUCUACCCAAAGAACAUGAGUUUCGGAAGAACAAACGACUCUUUGAUGGCACGACUGAGUAUGGAGAAGCACCGCAACCAUUAUCUGGUGAUAUGGUGAUGGAUGAACUAAAAGACUUCUCAAUUUUAUUUGGUAAGCUUAUUAAAGAUAAACCAAAGUUUUUGAACUCGAAAAAGAAGAGUAUAUUUUUUGAGUUGCCAUACUGGAAAGAUAAUGUUGUGCGUCACAACCUAGAUUUCAUGCAUACAGAGAAAAAUAUUUGUGAGAGUAUUUGUGCUACAUUGUUAGGUCUGGAUGGUAAGUCAAAAGAUAAUCUUAAAUCACGCCUUGACUUGGAAGCAAUGGGAAUUAGGCCCGACCUUCAUCCAAUUUCAAAGGAACCUGGAAAAGUUUAUUUACCUGCAGCAGCUUUUACAAUGAGCAGGAAAGAGAAAACUUUGUUUUGUGAGGUUUUAAAAAAAAUUAAAGUUCCUGAUGGUUAUGCCUCAAACAUUUCAAGGAGCAAACCCGAAGGUUCGAUUGCUCAAGGAUAUCUAGCUGAAGAAUGUUUGACAUUUUGCUCUUUGUAUUUAGCUGACUAUGUGGAGUCAAAGUUUAAUCGGGCAUCUAGGAAUGAAAUUGUGAAUGACAAUGCAAACACUGGAUUAGAUAUAUUUGCAAUCAAAGGCCGUUCUCUUGGAAAAGGAAUUGCUGUGAGAUUUGAUGCUGAAAUAUUGACAAAAGCUCAUCAAUAUGUAUUGUUUAAUUGUGAGCCUGUUAGACCAUACAUUGAGCUACAUCAGACAAUAGUUAAACAAUCUAAUCCUCGUGUUGCACGCCAUCAACUUGAACGCAUUCACUGUGAAAGCUUUGCUGGUUGGUUGUAG
Molecule: messenger RNA, 1482 nt
Organism: Salvia miltiorrhiza (redroot sage)
Lineage: Eukaryota; Viridiplantae; Streptophyta; Magnoliopsida; Lamiales; Lamiaceae
Exons: 4
Coding region: 1-1482 (493 amino acids)
Source: RefSeq, a predicted model, not a curated record